This is a messenger RNA of Telopea speciosissima, 5880 nucleotides long. RefSeq lists its product as uncharacterized. The record is from RefSeq and is a predicted model, not a curated record. NCBI's taxonomy places the organism in Eukaryota, Viridiplantae, Streptophyta, Magnoliopsida, Proteales, Proteaceae. The transcript has 4 exons. Bases 351 to 5702 code for a protein of 1783 amino acids.
GGCUGUUCUCUCCCCUUCAGCGUUUUCACCACCGCGAGAGAGAGGGAGAGAUUGAUUGACGGAAAACGAAGAUCGCAAAGAAACCGGCGGUGAUUGUUUCUCUGCUAUUUAUUUUGCGAAGAAGAAUCAUCAUAGCGUCUGAGCACUCUUUUGUUCACCUGCUUUUUGGUCUGUGGAUCUGGUGUUGCAAACCCUAAUCAGGUUAUUCGACUUUGUUCGUGGCGUUUUCGCCUUUUGUCUUCCUACGGUUCUUUAGCCUGAAGGGCUUAGAGGGAAGGAAGGAGGGAGCUGAGGUGUUCUCUGUAAUUAUUUUCUUCCUCCUGGUUGCCGAUGCUAUUGGCUGUUUUUUCAUGCCGCCGGAAGCUUCGACCUGGGAUCGGAAGGAUCUUUUCAAGCAGAAGAAGAAUGAGAGGUUGGAUGCCCUAGGCUCGGUUGUUAGAUGGAGGGACUCUCAUCAUGGAUCUCGCGACUUUGUUCGAUGGGGAUCGGACGAGUUUCGCCGCCCUCAAGGUCAUGGUAAGCAGGGUGGUUACCAGCUCUUUUCCGAAGAUUCCGAUUAUGGAUGUACGAUUUUGCGGUCCAGCGAGAGAAUAGCAGACGAUGAUACCUGCAGGUUUCCUGCGUCCCGUGCCGAGGCAAAAUACGGGCGGAACAGCAGGGAAAAUAAAGGAUUUUUGAGCCAGAAGGACUGGAAAGGACAUAUUUCGGAGAGGGACACCGAUGGAACUUUUAGCUCGUCAGGCAGGCAGCAUGAGAUAAGUGCUCAGAGGUCAGUCGACGAUUUGUUAACAUACGCAUCUCACCCUCAUUCUGACAAUGAAAACUCGUCGUUGGAUCUACUCAACUACAAAGAUCACCAUGAUAAAAUGGGUGGUGUCGAUGGCUUGGGCACAGGCUACAGAUAUGACAAAGAUCACUCGUUUGGCUCGAUCACCUGGAAGCCCCUGAAAUGGACCCGUUCUGGUAGCCUGUCAUCACGUGGCUCUGGUUUCAGCCACUCGAGUAGCAGUAGGAGCAUCACAGCCGAUUCAGUGGAAAUGGAGCCCGAGUUACAGAACGGGAAAGUACCUUCAGCUCGUAUACCUUCUGGGGAUGCUUCUGCUGUUGUAAACACUGCUGCUCCUUUUGAAGAUUCAUGUCUCAGGAAGAAGCAGCGACUUGGAUGGGGCCAGGGGCUGGCAAAGUAUGAGAAGGCGAAAGUUGAAGGUCCUGAUGAGACUAUUGGCAAAGGUGGAUUGAUUCCAUGUUCAAACAACAAUAGAAUUGCGCAUGGUCCUGGUCCAAGCCUGUCCGACAAAAGCCCAAGAAUCACGGGUCUAUCAGAAUGUGCCUCUCCUGCUACUCCGUCUUCUGUUGCAUGCAGUUCAUCACCAGGGGUGGAUGACAAAUCGUAUGAUAAGGUGGUAGAUAUUGAUAAUGAUAUGUGUAAUUUAAGUGAUUCACCAGCUCAAGGAUUUCAGAAUUGCCUGGAGGAGUUCUCUGUUAGUCUAGAGAAUUUGGAGCUCAGUCCCUUGAAUAAUUUAACCUCCAUUCUUGCUGAUCUGGUACAAGCUGAGGAUGCAAGCUCUGGUGACUCUUGUUUCGUGAGAUCAACUGCCACAAAUAAGUUGCUGCUAUUAAAAAGUAAUAUUUUGAAGGCGAUUGAGAAGACUGAAUAUGAAAUUGAUUUGUUUGACAAUGAGCUCAAAUCCUUGAAUUCUGAAUUGGUAAUUGGUGGUUCUUGUUUGAGAGGGCCUGAUUCUUUACAAGUGAUCAGUGCCCCCAAACAUUGUAAAAAAGUAUGUGAUGCAUCUAAUGUAUUGCCAACAUCAGCUCCCCUGCAGGUAGCUUCUUCUGGAGAUGUCCUCAAGGAGAAGCCGAUGAUUCACAAUGAUACCUUGUUAGAUGUAUGUGCCGGAGUUGGGGAUAUGGAUAUUGAAAGUCCAGGAACUUCUACGUCCAAGUUUGUGGAACUGCCAUCCGCGGAAAAUCCAGACUCUUCUGCAGAACUGUCAAAGAAUGAGGAAUCUUCUAUAGUUUUAGAAGUAGUCAGCUCAACAACUGCUGGUGGACAAUGUUUAUUAUCCUCUGAUGAGAAAAAGCUAGCAACAAGUGUAUCUGGGGCGGAGGAAGCAAAUCACCUUGAAAUCAAUACCAAUGCUCAGAUUUCCAAUGACUUGAGCCCAUAUAGUGGCACAGAAUGUAAAUUGCUUUCUUCAAUAUUUACAUCCAAUAAAGAUACUGCGAGAAAAGCUUUUGAAGUAUUUAAUAAAUUAUUGCCCUCUGAGGCUGAGCAACAUCAAGUUGAUAUUUGGGGAGCCAGUUGUGCCUUUUCCCUGCAGAACAGGGUGCUUGUUAAGGAGAAACUUGCAACAAGGAAAUGUUUCCUAAGAUUCAAGGAGCGAAUUCUUACCCUGAAGUUUCGGGCAUUUCAGCACUUAUGGAAGGAAGACAUGUGUUUACUUUCAAGGAGGAAGAGCCGGCCGAAGUCGCAGAGGCGGUUUGAAUUGAGCUCACGAGUGUCGCAUAAUGGGCACCAGAAAAAUCGAUCAUCUAUCCGGUCUCGGUUUACUUCACCUGGUAAUUUGACAUUGGUUCCUACCACAGAGAUAAUGGAUUUUGCCAGCAAGCUGCUGUCAGAUUCCCAAAUCAAGCUCUAUAGAAAUAGUCUGAAGAUGCCUGCUUUAAUCUUGGAUGAGAAAGAGAGGAGGCUUUCAAGGUUCGUUACCACAAAUGGAUUAGUUGAGGAUCCCUGUGCUGUUGAGAAGGAAAAGUCAAUGAUCAACCCAUGGACUUCUAAGGAGAAGGAAAUUUUCAUGGAGGUGCUUGCUAUGUUUGGGAAGGACUUCAGAAAAAUUGCAUCUUUUCUUGAGCACAAGACUACUGCUGAUUGCAUUGAGUUCUACUACAAAAACCAGAAAUCAGAAAGCUUUGAUAAAAUAAAGAAAAAACUGGAGCUGAGAAAGCAAGAAAGAAGUUACCCUACCAAUACUUACAUGGUGACAUCAGGAAAGAAAUGGAAUCGAGAGGUUAAUGCCGCUUCCCUUGAUAUGUUAGGAGCAGCUUCUGUGAUAGCAGCUCAAGCGGAUGAAAGCAUGAAGGCUCAUCAGACUUGUGGGGGAAAGUUGUCUUGGGUGGGUUUUCAUGGCUACAAAACUUCUCGUGGUGAUGAUUCUGCCGUGGAAGGGUCGACCAGUGUCGGUAUUCUUGCAAAUGAGAAAGAAGCUGCAGCUGCUGAUGUGUUAACCGGAAUAUGUGGUGCUCUAUCAUCUGAGGCAAUGAGCUCUUGUGUUACAAGUUCUGUUGACCCAGGAGAGGGUUGUCAAGAGUGGAAGAGCCAGAAGCUUAGCUACAGAAACAGUCGACCUUUGACACCUGAGGUUAUGCAGCUUGUUGACGAUGAGGAAACCUGUUCAGACGAUAGCUGUGGGGAGUUGGAUUCAAUUGAUUGGACAGAUGAUGAGAAGUCCAUUUUCAUCGAGGCACUGAGAAUGUAUGGUAAGGAUUUUGCAAAGAUCUCCCGUUGUAUGGGGACAAGGUCACGUGAUCAGUGCAAAAUCUUCUUUAGCAAGUCUUGGAAGUGUCUUGGCCUGGAUGUGAUUCAUCCUGGUCCAAGCAUUGAUGGAAUGCCAGUGAGUGAUACCAAUGGAGGAAUGAGUGACACUGAAGAUGCUUGUAUCGUGGAGAUGGAGUCUGCCAUUUGCAGCACUCAAUCAUCAUCCAGGAUGGAUGUGGACUUUCCAUUCGAUAUGGAAGCAUCGGCAAAUGUAGGGAUAACUAACUUGCCGGCUGAUAUGGACGGGCUUAUUGAUAAAAAAUGUAUGGGGCUACCAGAACAUGAAGGUUCUGAGAAGGGUUUGGGAGUCGUUGCUGAAGAUGUUCUGGCCGUGCCAAAAUGUGGUUUUGAUGGUGACAUCAAGUUGAUGGAACAGGUGGAAGACAAGGUAGGUGCUGCUCAAGGUGUUACAUUGGCCGAUGAUGCUGUAAAAGUAGAGGCUGCAUUGAGUUCUGAACAGCCUGUGGAGAUUCAUGGAAGUCUUGUUUUUACUGCUGAGAUAGAACAUGGAAAAGAAUCCACUCAGCCAAGUAUUGCUCCUGUGGAUGAACCUGUAAGUGCUGAAGGACCAAAGGGAACUGAAGGGUUGAGAUUGAACUGUGCAAUUGAGCUCCAUGCUAAACCACAUGCUGCUGCCGAGCAUUUGAUGUGCUCAGAAAUAACACACACCACAGUGUCUGAAAAUGGUCUAGAUGAUAGAAAUAAUGCCAAGAGUAGUGCAGAUACAAAUAGCAAUACCAGUACUUUAUGUUGCUUUCCACCAGAUUCUGCAAUUAGUAAAGCUUCUGGCAGUGUAGCUGAUAGAAGAAAUUUGCCUGGUUUUAGCUCAACUUCCAACGUACAGCAUCAGGUCUCUUUGGAGCUUCUUCCAUCUGUUCAUAAUCCUCAGAUUAUAUCAUGGCCACAGAAGGGGAACUGUCCUGUGUCUGCUAGUUUAGCAUUACAGGAUUCUUCUGUUAUCCAUAGUGAGGAUCAUACCAUGCAGCCAAUACCCCCACCAUCAUCAACUCUUAAUGUUGAGGAGGAGCAGGGAAACAAGCAGCAACUGAAAUCUUCAAAUACAGAUGCCUACCAUCAGUAUCUUUUGGGACAGUCCUUGAAUCAGGUUGCCGCCUCACAGAUUCUCAGAGGCUAUCCUCUCCGUGUGUUGAACAAGAAAGAGAUGAAUGCGGAUAUAGACAGCAAAAGCAGUGGGAAGUCCUCUGUAGUUCAUAGUUUCUCGAAGAUGAACAGUGAUCAACAUUCCCAUCAGUAUUUUGUGCAGGACUCGUAUAAUGAGAAGUGUACCAGUUCAAUGCUUCCCCACUCAGUGGCUGAGCUCCCUCUUCUGCCCAGAUCUCGAGAACAGUCAAGUGAUCAUCCCAGACCCCAUUCUUUGAGUAGUAGCCCAGAAACAGUGGAAAGCUCACGUAGGACUGGUGAUGUCAAAUUGUUUGGUCAAAUUCUUAGUCAUCCCUCGACUUUGCAGAAGCUAAAUCCCACCGCCAGUUACAAUGGUGAUGACAGGGGGAUGUCUCCUGAAACUAGUGGCAGGGCAUUUAACUUAAAAUUCACUCCAGAUCAAGGGAUUGAGAGUGCUUCAGUUAUGUCCAAGGUUGAUCCUAGCAAGUAUUCAGGCUUGGAUGAUUUCCCCAUGAGGAGUUAUGGUUUUUGGGAUGGGAACAGGAUACAGACUGGCCUGUCAUCUUUACCAGAUUCUGCCAUCUUAUUGGCGAAGUAUCCAGCAGCAUUCGGAGACUUUUCAACAUCCUCACACAGGGUUGAACAGCAGCCACCACCAAUUAUGAAGAGGAAUGACCGGAACUUGGGCUGUGUGUCUGUUUUCCCGAGUAAAGAUGUGAGCAGUGAUUUUCAAGUUUACAGGACUUGCGAUGGGACAAAAGUGCAGCCAUUCACGGUAGACAUGAAGCGCCAUGAUGUGUUUUCGGAGAUUCAGAAACGGAAUGGAUAUGAAGGCGUGGCGGGUUUUCAAACACAAGGGAGAGUUGUUGGAAUGAAUGUUGUAGGGGGAGGUAUACUGGUUGGAGGAGGAAGUUGUACAGGGGUUUCAGACCCAGUUGCAGCCAUACAAAUGCAUUAUGCCACUGCUGAAAGGUAUGGUGGUGGGCAGGCUGGAAGCAUGAGAGAGGAAGAAUCUUGGAGACGGGGAGGGGACAUAGGCAGGUAGUAGAAGAAAGAUACGCAGCAACAAGCAAUAGGAAGGUAUGUUGGUUAAAGAAGGGACAAUUUCUUGGGUCCUUGGUUGCUCUGAAGAAAGUUAAAUUCUUUUUUUGUGGGGGCCGCUUUGUACAAUAUUUUUGUAAAACCUCAAAUGGAACGAAAGGGAAAAUAUGGGUUACUUGGAA